AUGCUCAUCAAGUCGUAUCUAUUGGCCAGUGCGCUUGCGGGCAGCGGCCUAUGCAGCCCGCACCUGGUCAAGAAAGGGUUCUGCGGAACUCCCCAGCAGACAGAGGCGGAAAGACAAGAAGCUCGUCUCCAAAUGGCUGAAAUAGAGGCUGGGGAUUGGAGUAUGGCUGAGAAUAACAUAACCGUACCUACCUACUUCCAUGUUGUUGCGAGCGAUGAUACCGUGAAGGGGGGGUAUCUUACAAGAGAAACUAUGAUGGCUCAGUUGAAACAGCUCAACACGGAUUUCGCUGGGACUGGAUUUGACUUCAACCUCAUAGACAUUGAUUGGACCAUCAACCCCGACUGGGCCGGGGAUGGGGACACGGACACCAUGAGAGCGAAGCUCCGAAAGGGUGGUUACAGCACCCUGAACUUGUACUUUCAGUCGUCUUUUGAAGGAGGAUAUUGCUACUUCCCCGGGAAGUUUGAACCUGGGAGCCCUGAGUUCAACCGAGAUGGAUGCUAUGUUAGUGCCAUUACUGUCCCAGGAGGGUCAAGUAAAGUUUUCAGUCAAGGCAAGGUCGCCUCACAUGAAGUCGGCCAUUGGCUUUACCUUUACCAUACAUUCCAGGGCGGUUGUGAAGGCAAAGGGGAUGAGGUUGACGACACUCCUGCUGAGGCUCAGAAAGCCGGUGCUCAGGGCUGCCCGGUUGGGGCUGAUACUUGUCCCAAGGUGCCUGGUCUGGAUCCUAUCCAUAACCAUAUGACAUACACCGCCGAUACCUGUCGUAAAGAGUUUACUCCCGGCCAGGUUAAGCGCAUGCGCCUGGGUUGGGCCACGUUCCGUGAUGGCAAAUAA
Molecule: messenger RNA, 840 nt
Organism: Pochonia chlamydosporia 170
Lineage: Eukaryota; Fungi; Ascomycota; Sordariomycetes; Hypocreales; Clavicipitaceae
Product: metalloprotease
Exons: 3
Coding region: 1-840 (279 amino acids)
Molecular function (GO): metallopeptidase activity
Source: RefSeq, a predicted model, not a curated record